GCUCUCCCCUGGCAGUCGGGGUGGCCCCAGGGCAGAGCUGGGGGGUGCUGAGCUGCAGGGGGCUUGUGGUCGUCAGGGAGCUCCAGCUUUCAGCUACGUGACCCUGCCCCAUAAGGAGGGACAUGGGGGGCAGUGCAGAGCCUGGGAGCCCAACCCAUGGCGCCAGGCCCCGUCUGGCCUCUCCCUAGUCCCCACCCCUGGGGGCAGGGACCCGUGGGCCCUCCCGAGGCGGGUUCCCUCCCAUCCAGCCUGGUCCCAGCCACCUGCCACCGCAGCCUGGACCCAUACAAGCCGCUGGUCUCCCAGGACUGGAUCCUGUGACCAGGCUGGAACCUCCUUCCCUUCACCUUGGCCAUGGCAGCCUCGGUCUCCUGGGUCCCCUUCUGGUCGCCCCUCCGGCUUUCCAUCUUCCUGCUGGCCAUCAUGACCUUCUCCAUCUUCCUCCACCGGAGGGGCUGGUUCCCUGCCAGAGGACAGAGGAUCCCCUCCUCCAAUGCCAUGGGGUGGCCUCCAGCCAAGUCUCUCAUCUUGCCCCCAACUACACCCCCUGCCAUGGAGCAGGGCAUGUGGACCGUGAACUCUGCCGGGCGCCUGGGGAACCAGAUGGGGGAAUACGCCACCCUCUAUGCCCUGGCCAAGAUGAACAGGCGCCAGGCCUACAUCCUCCCAAAGAUGCACCAGUAUCUGGCACCGCUCUUCCGCAUCACCCUGCCCGUGCUCUCCAGCGACGUGGUCCGGAGCGUUCCGUGGAGGAACUACAAGCUCCACAAUUGGAUGUCGGAGGAGUACAGGCACAUCAAGGGGAAAUACGUCCGGCUGACGGGCUACCCCUGCUCCUGGACCUUCUACCACCACCUCCGGCAGGAGAUCCUCCAGGAAUUCUCCUUCCACGACCACAUCAAGGAGGAGGCCAACCGGUACCUGGCCGGGCUGCGUGGGCAGCGCCAGAAUGUGACCUACGUGGGCAUCCACGUCCGGAGGGGGGACUAUGUCCGGGUGAUGCCCCAGGUUCGGAAGGGGGUAGUGGCGGACAAGGCCUACCUGGAGAAGGCCAUGGGCUACUUCCGGGCCAAGUACCAGGAGCCGAUCUUCGUGGUGACCAGCAACGGGAUGGAGUGGUGCCGGGAGAACAUCAACGCCUCGCGGGGGGACGUGUAUUUCUCGGGGGACGGGAAGGAGUCGUCACCGGGGAGAGAUUUUGCUCUCUUGGUCCAUUGCAACCACACGAUCAUGACCAUCGGGACCUUCGGCAUCUGGGCCAGUUACCUGGCUGGGGGGGAGACCAUCUAUUUGGCCAACUACAUGCUCCCUGAUUCCCCUUACCAGCAGCACUUGAAGCCUUCGGCAGCCUUCCUGCCCAAGUGGAUUGGGAUUGAUGCCGAUCUCUCCCCACUGCUGAAUGGGAGCUAUAAAAAUAAUAAAUAACAAAUGGAAGAAAGGGGCAAUGGAUAGUAAUAUAUAUAAAUCAGAAACUAGGGAUCGUAGAAAAUUGAUAAGGGAAGCAAAGGAACUCAUGGAGACGUCUAUGGCAAGCAAAGUUAAAGACAUACCUUGGGUUU
Molecule: messenger RNA, 1559 nt
Organism: Chelonoidis abingdonii (Abingdon island giant tortoise)
Lineage: Eukaryota; Metazoa; Chordata; Testudines; Testudinidae
Product: galactoside alpha-(1,2)-fucosyltransferase 2-like
Biological process (GO): carbohydrate metabolic process
Cellular component (GO): membrane
Molecular function (GO): galactoside 2-alpha-L-fucosyltransferase activity
Source: RefSeq, a predicted model, not a curated record